UUUUGAAAAAAGUUGAAAAAUAUCGAAAAAUAUUUUUUUAAAAAACGUGUGCAUCGUGGAGUGUUUGUGUUUAAAAAAAUAUUCAAUGGAUACAUAUAGAUCUUUUAGUAUUUGUCAAAGAGAAAUGCGUAAAAAUCAUUAAAAUAUAUAGAAUAUUUAAAAAUAUUGCAUCAAGUGUUUAAGUGGGUUGCCACAGAAAUUGCCGUGAAUCAUGGCACGUUUUUUAUUUUAUUUAGUUGCAGCUGCUAUAAUUUCAGUUAGUGCUGCAGUCUAUGAGGAUUGUGAAAGGCCACCCAGUGUCCAAAAUGCUAAUAUAAAAAUUGAAGAUGAAGAAGACACAAUUCGUGCCAUCUACAGUUGUCAAACUGGUUUCGAAUUACGUGGACCCCAUGAAUUAGUUUGUGAUCUUGAUACCGAUGAAUGGAAUACCAAUCCACCGGAAUGCGUACGCACACAACGAUCCAAUGAAGUAGAUGAAGAAGAUACAGAAGAUGCUGCCGCAAAGGCAAAAAGAAAGAAGCAACAAGAAAUUCUAGAAGAUCGUAUGGUUUCACCAGCUUUAGCAUCAACUCUGGACAUGAGUUGUGUACAGGCUAAGGUAAAGGCUCCCGAAAUUAGACAUGGUUAUGUACAGAAAUACGAUAGAAGGAGACGAGGCGAUAAAGUAUUUUUGGCUGCUUUCUAUGCCUGUAAUGAUAAUUUCGAAUUUGAAGAUUCCGAAAUAAAUACAUUGUACUGUAGUGAACGUAAAUGGGUGGGUGAAUUGCCGGUGUGUAUAGCAUUGGGUGAAUACACCGAGGGUGAUGAAGAUGAAUACGAAGAAUAUGAAACCGGUGAAGAGGAAGCUGAAGAAGAAAAUGUAGCUUUACCACCACCCCCUCCACCAACUCAACCACAAACUUCAGAACAUGAGCCCGAAGAAAUUAGCAACGAAAUCCCAACUAGGGAAAGAGAACACACUGAAUACCAUGAAUCAUCCGAAGUUACGAAUAAAAUCGCCGAAACAUCACAUCACGAAGAGACGGAGGCAGUAACUGAGUUGCCUGCAGUAGUAGAACCCACACCAGAUCCGUACGCACCUCGUGUAUUGGACUACAACUGUGGCCCCGAUAAUGGUGGUUGCGAUCAAAAAUGUGAACGUGUGUUGUUUCCCGGUGAAAAUGAACCACGUAUACAGUGUUCUUGUUCUCAAGGAUUCAGUUUGGAUCCUUACGAUUAUUCUACUUGUCAUGACAUUGAUGAAUGUGCCAUUAAAAAUGGUGGCUGCGAACAGCUGUGCCAAAACUUACCUGGCUCUUUUCAAUGUACUUGUGAAAGUGGCCUUCAAAUUGAUACACUUACUGGCAACACUUGCAUUGACAUUAAUGAGUGCCUUUUACGCAAUGGCCAUGGCCCCUGUCAGGAUACUUGUCACAACAUUUGGUCUAGCUAUAGAUGUUCUUGUGAUAACUUACCCGGUACUCAAUUAUCACCUGAUAAUCAUACCUGUGUCGAUAAUGGUGAAUGUUUACAUAAUAAUGGGGGUUGCUCUCAUACAUGUCUCUCUUCGAUGGGUCGUAUUUUUUGCUUAUGUCCAUCAGGAUAUCGUAUGUCGGAAGAUGAUAAAACUUGUAAAGAUAUUAACGAAUGUGAAUUACCCGAAGUUGCUGCCGAAUGCCGUGAUGGUUGCGAAAAUACACACGGAUCUUAUCGCUGUAUUGUACCACUCAACAGUCGUGAAGAUGUUGAAGAACACAGUGAAAACUCUGCCGGCAUUAUUAGAACCUCAGAGGUGCUGGAAUGCAGUGAAGGCUAUAGAGCCGAAGAGGGCAAAUGUGUUGAUAUUGAUGAGUGCACUGAAGGUACUAGCGGUUGUGAAAUGUGUGUAAAUAUUGAGGGUGGUUACGAAUGCACCUGUCCAGCUGGAUUCGAUUUAGCAGAUGACGAAAAGACCUGUGUCGAUAUCGAUGAAUGUGCCAUUGUUUCGGAAGAAGGCGAAUAUGAAGCAUCUUACAAAUUGUGUUCACAUGAUUGUAAAAAUACAAUUGGUUCCUUCCAGUGUGGUUGCCCAGAACGUUUUCAUUUGUCGAGUGAUCGCCGCACUUGUGUGGUAGAUACCUGCAAUGAUUUACAAAAUCCCGAUUUGAAUAAAACUCGUUGUGCGUAUGAUUGUGUAGACUUGGUUAGUGGUUCUUACCACUGCUUGUGCCCUGAAGGUUAUGCCUUAACCGAGGAUGGUUACAAUUGUGUAGAAAUGACCGAUAUUUGUGCUGAGCAUGCUGAAGCCUGUGCUCCUGGUAUCUGUCAACCCAGUGAAGAUAGAACCACAUUUUCUUGCAUUUGUCCUUUAGGUUAUGAAGAAGUUAACUCGAAAUGUGUGGAUAUAGAUGAAUGCUCCAGAGGAGUACAUAAAUGUUCAUAUGAAUGUGUAAAUACCGAAGGCAAUUAUCACUGCUUAUGUCCAAGUGGUUUCCGCUUUGCCGAGGGCAGUGAAUACGAAUGUGAGGAUAUAGAUGAAUGCGAGGAACAAGAAGGUGUUUGUGGUGCUUUACAAUGCAUAAAUCUACCCGCCACUUUUAACUGUAUUUGUCCUGACGGCCGUGAGCCAAAUGAAGAAGGGGCCUGCCCUAAUAUGGUUGAAGAUCCUUGUGGGGCUCACCAAUGUUCCCACGAAUGUUUGCCCGAGGGUGAGAGCUUCCGUUGCGCCUGUCCUGGCAAUAUGACACUCGACGAGUCGGGUGUUAAUUGUAUAGUAGCUGAUAUGUGUGCCAUCAAUAAGAAUGGCUGUGAACAAAUCUGCAAAUCCGAGGAAGGUGGUAUUUGUGGAUGUUUUGAUGGAUUUGUCUUAGAUGUCAAUGGCAAAUCGUGCAUUGAUAUAGAUGAAUGUCAAAUCAAUAACGGCGGUUGCCAUCAAUUAUGUACCAACUUUGCAGGUGGGUUUAAGUGUUCGUGUCAAGCAGGGUUUGAGUUCCUGGAGGGAGCUUUAAAAGACUACUGCUUUGAUAUCGACGAAUGCACUACGGGUUUACAUACAUGUCAUGGCGAUAUGAUUUGUGAAAAUCUAAAUGGUUCAUUUACUUGCUUAUGUCCACCCGGUUAUGCUCUGGGUUUGUCCGCCAAUCUCGCUGUAAAUAUCAUUCCAUUGUCAUCUACUCUUCAGGGACAUAACGAAAAUUCAUUUCAUAAUUCUUACAAUUCUUCAUCCUCAUCAUCAGUUCCAUUAUCACCAGCUUCUCCUGUGUGCUUAGACGUUGAUGAGUGUUCCAUUGACAAUGGUCAGUGUACUCAUUUCUGCAUGAAUUUACCCGGAAGCUAUGAGUGUUCAUGUCCACCCGGGCAUCUGUUGAAUGCUAGCGAUAAUAAAACUUGUAUCUUGGUGGAUGUAUGUCUGCAAAAUAAUGGUGGCUGCUCUCAUGCUUGCAACAAUAUGAACGGCCAGGCGGAGUGCUCUUGUCGGAGUGGCUAUCGUUUACAUCCUGAUGGCAAAACAUGCUUGGAUAACGAUGAAUGCUUUCUCACUAACGGUGGUUGUGAUCAUAUUUGUCAUAAUAGCGCUGGCAGUUAUGCCUGUUCAUGUCGCACUGGUUUCAUACUUUCAUCCAAUGGUCAUAGUUGUCUCGACAUCGAUGAAUGUUUUGAUGGUCUGGCGAAUUGUAGUUCUAUUUGUGAAAAUCUUCUAGGUUCUUAUGCUUGUACCUGUGAGGCUGGUUUUGAGUUGGCUGACGAUCAAAAGACUUGUUUGGAUGUGGACGAAUGUGCAUUGGGACGUCAUGACUGUUCUCAUGAAUGUGUUAAUGUAGAUGGCGGCUUUCAGUGUACCUGUCCUCAGGGUUACUAUUUGGGAGAGACUCGUUCAGUGUGCCUCGAUAUAGACGAAUGUAUUGUAACUGAUCAUGGUUGCAGUCAUAAUUGUUAUAACACCCAGGGUUCUUACAUAUGUGCCUGUCCUGAUGGUUUUACACUCUCGACUGAUGGUAAAAAAUGUUUAGGUGGUCAUUGCGAUACAGAUAAUGGUGGCUGCUCUCACUUGUGUGAUCCAGAAAAGGGCUGCACCUGUCCUCUAGGUUGGACUUUGGGAGCUGAUGGAAAAACUUGUGAAGACAUUGACGAAUGUUUAGAUCAAAAUGGUUAUUGUUUGCAUAAAUGCCACAAUACACUUGGUUCCUUUGAAUGUCGUUGCCCUGAUGGUUCUAAACCUGCUCAUGGUGAAGACGCUUGUCCUAUAACUUGUCCCGCUGGUUUCACCUUCAGCCGUGAUGAUCCCUCAAAGUGUGAGGAUAUCGAUGAAUGUUCCCUGCCGGGUGUUUGUCAAUAUGAUUGUCGUAAUACUAAUGGUUCCUAUGAGUGUCUCUGUCCCAGGGGUUAUAGACUGGAGAAUGGACGUGAGUGUGUGGACAUCGAUGAGUGUUUGGAAAAUAAUGGCGGCUGUUUGGGAGGUUCAUGCUUUAAUCAUAAUGGUGGUUUCGAGUGUAAAUGUCCCUUGGGUUAUAGCUUGGCUAGCGAUAGAAAAACUUGUGAAAAGCGUGUGGAAUCCCGUGAUCAAUGUCAGCCCUUUGAAGCGCCAGCAAAUGGAGAAAUCCACUGCACUAAAUACCGUCACAAGAAGAAACGUUUUUAUAACACCAAAUGUAAGGUAUGGUGCAAUCAAGGUUAUCGUCUAGAAGGACCCAGCCAUAGGCAUUGUAAUGCUUCCGGCCAGUGGGAUGAUCAUGAGAAUAAAUGUUUGCCAAUUGUAUGCCCACGUAUUCCAACGCCAAGAAAUGGUGUCAUGUUACCGCAAUCAUGUUCUUUGGGUUCAACAUAUAUGGGCGAACAAUGUCGCCUUAAGUGUAACGCUGGCUUUGUGCCAGUGGGAAAAUCAGUAGCUAUCUGCACCUCACAAAUGAAAUGGUCCUAUGAGGGUGCAUUUGAGUGUGUGCCAAUGCAUAUCGACACACGACUAGAUGCCACAAAUGAUUUUACACCUUCCUUUAUGCCAACUCUACACAAACAACCAUUGCCCAGCAUACAGACUACGUACCAAACACGUCCUUUGCCCAAUUUUGCCUGGAAGCCACCCACAUUUGGAGGUGCUGGCGCUGUUGCUGGAACUGGUGUUCAGAGACCCUACAUUAAAUGUCCUCGUAACACCACCGUAUUUUUGGCCAAUGGUGAACGUACUACUCAUAUUAUCUUAGAGAAACCAGUUACCAAUUUGGAUUAUCGAUAUAUUGAAUCAUCCCCUGCCUGGACUCGUGAUUUGCAAGCUCAUUUAGGACCUGGCAGCUAUAAUGUAGUAUUCCGUGGUCAUGAUCCAAUUACAGGCAGAAAAGCCCGUUGUAAAACUGUUAUAAAUGUAAGACAUGCCGAAGGACCAAACAUUGUUUUCUGCACAUCAUCAUUUGAGGUACAAUUGGCUGAAAAUCAAGCUUAUCGCUCCGUAGUAUGGGAAGAACCUAGAUUCGAAAGCAAAUAUGGUUUAAAGAAAAUCUACAAAUCUAGGAUUCCUGGUGAAUUAUUUGGUGUCGGAGUGCACACUGUCUUUUACGAGGCCACCAAUGAUGAUGGUUUAACUGCGAAAUGUGAAUUUAAAAUCAAUGUUAAAGAAGCCAAUCCCUCUAAAAAGCUACCUAUGCCUUCCAUCAAUCUUACCCCCAAUAAAGCCGAUUCCUCUUCAAGUGUUAGCAAUAACUUAAAAUAUACCAAUGGUCUACAUCCAGUUAACAUGGUGUCACCACCGGUUUCUCAUACAGUAAUGGCGCCCGUUACUCACACCGCCAUGUCAUCUGUUGGCCAUAACGUCAUGUCGCCUGUUACCCACAACGCUAUGUCACCUGUCUCUCAUCCCUCUAUGAUUAGUGCUCAACUUUUGCCUGGCCAUGAAUCGUUUAUAAUUUGCCCUGGCCAAAAACCUGUUAAGGUCACACAUGCCCAAUCUGUCGAUUUGCCUCCCAAUUGUUACUUGAAGAAUGUACGUCUCAAUCCGUUCCGCCAGUUUAUGUCUCAACGCCUAAUGCCUAGACUUUGGAACUCAUAUUAUUAUUAAUAUUUACUAGCAGUUUAUAUAAGUUUCCAAUUUGUAUUUUUUGUAAAGAUCCCUUAAGAGAAUUUGCAUUUGUAAAUUAUAAGAUUUUUC
Lucilia cuprina (Australian sheep blowfly) is the source of this 6094-nucleotide messenger RNA. RefSeq names its product fibrillin-1. The coding region runs from base 212 to 6004 and encodes 1930 amino acids. The record is from RefSeq and is a predicted model, not a curated record. Lineage: Eukaryota; Metazoa; Arthropoda; Insecta; Diptera; Calliphoridae. The transcript is spliced from 11 exons. Gene Ontology annotation, molecular function: calcium ion binding.